AUGGCAUAUGGACGUCUGAUAGUUAGUAGAAGCGCACAUAUUUCUUGCUUUAUCCAAUGCAGGUUCAACGCUACUGAUGCUUCUAUUGCAGCUCCCAAGACUACCAAACGCAGAAGAUCAACGCAUUUUACAAAUGUGCUUAAUAAGGGACCUUCGUUUGAAGAUUUUGUUACUGGGAAAGCAUCUAAGAUAAUCUUGGACCCCUUGGAGCAGGCCAGACAGAAUACUGAGGAAAUUAAGAAGCUUCCCAGUUGGUUGAAGGUUCCUGUUCCUACUGGAGCACAAUUUCAUCGGUUGAAGAAGGAUGUGAAAGAGCUUAAAUUAAGCACCGUUUGUGAAGAAGCUAGGUGUCCAAAUAUUGGAGAGUGCUGGGGCGGUGGGAACAAGUCUACAGCAACAGCUACAAUUAUGUUAUUGGGUGAUACUUGUACUCGUGGCUGUAGAUUCUGUUCAGUCAAGACUAACAGAAACCCUGCAAAGCCAGAUCCAUUAGAGCCCGAAAAGACUGCGGAGGCUAUAUCCAGAUGGGGUCUUGGCUAUGUGGUUUUGACCACAGUUGAUAGAGAUGAUUUGCCUGACGGUGGUGCGUACCAUUUGCGGGAAACCGUUCAAAAGAUCAAAGAGCGGGCACCACACAUUCGCGUCGAGACCUUAUCCGGUGACUUUAGAGGCGAUUUACCGAUGGUUGAUGUGUUAGCACAGUCUGGAUUGGACGUAUAUGCUCAUAACUUAGAAACUGUCGAAGCUCUAACACCUCAUGUUAGAGAUCGUAGAGCUACAUACCGCCAAUCUUUAAGUGUGUUAAACCGGGCCAAGCAAACAGUUCCAAGUCUAAUAACUAAGACUUCCAUAAUGUUGGGAAUUGGUGAGACUGAUGACCAAGUGAUACAGACCCUCCGUGACUUGCGUGAAAUUGAUUGUGAUAUUGUGACGUUCGGUCAGUAUAUGAGACCUACGAAGAGACAUAUGAAAGUCGUUGAGUAUAUUAAACCAGAGAAAUUUGAGCAUUGGAAAGAGGUUGCCAUGAACAUGGGCUUCAAAUACUGUGCUUCUGGGCCAUUGGUCAGGUCUUCGUAUAAAGCUGGUGAAGCGUUUAUUGAGGGGAUCCUGAAGAGUCGUGAGCAAAAGAAACUCGAAUCUUCUACCUAA
This is a messenger RNA of Eremothecium sinecaudum, 1149 nucleotides long. RefSeq names its product lipoate synthase (gene LIP5). The coding region runs from base 1 to 1149 and encodes 382 amino acids. Gene Ontology annotation, molecular function: 4 iron, 4 sulfur cluster binding; lipoate synthase activity. Gene Ontology annotation, biological process: lipoate biosynthetic process. The transcript has a single exon. Gene Ontology annotation, cellular component: mitochondrion. Lineage: Eukaryota; Fungi; Ascomycota; Saccharomycetes; Saccharomycetales; Saccharomycetaceae. The record is from RefSeq and is a predicted model, not a curated record.